GAAAUCCGCUAAGUACGCAAAGGAAAUACAUAGAACGGUGGCUGCUCUCUACUGCUCUUAUCAAGGGAGGGGCUUUGGGUGAAAUGAACCGUGUUUUCGAAAAUGUGCUGCGUGACACCCCUAUCACGGUGGUGAUUUGCGGCCUGAUGGCAAUUCUUGGGUUUUUGUCGUCUUUGGAGGUCAUUCAUCCAAUUUAUAUAAUUUUGAGUCCCUCACUCGUGCUGAAGGAACACCAGUACUGGCGUCUAUUUACCAAUUUCUUUUUUGUUGGCCCAAUUAGCGCACACUGCGUGAUGGAGAUUCAGUGGAUUUAUUUAGUCAGCUCACACCUGGAGGCACAGUACUUCCAUAGAAAGCCUCUGGACUAUCUCUUUCUGCUCCUCGUCACGUUCUCCAUUCUUCUAGGACUACGAUUUACCUCUGUUGUUGACGUGCCGUUCCUAAGUUACAUGCUAGGCACCGUACUGACAUACGUGAUGAGUCGCUUAUUUCAGGACAUGCAGGUGGCUAUUUUCUUUGUGCUACCCAUUUCAAUGCGUCUUCUCCCAUUCGUGUUCAUGUUCCUCAAUACCAUGGUUUCAGGUAUGACAAAUGAAGUGAUUGGGAAUGUUAUCGGGCACGUGUUGUGGUAUCUGCUUGAGGUGUUCCCACGUAUUACUGGUUAUCAUCCCCUCAGUGUCCAGAGGUUGUAUGACAGAGUGUUUGCUGCACCGGUGCUCCAAGGGCGGUAG
Leptomonas pyrrhocoris is the source of this 731-nucleotide messenger RNA. RefSeq lists its product as hypothetical. Gene Ontology annotation, biological process: endoplasmic reticulum unfolded protein response. The record is from RefSeq and is a predicted model, not a curated record. Gene Ontology annotation, molecular function: ubiquitin-specific protease binding; misfolded protein binding. Bases 84 to 731 code for a protein of 215 amino acids. Gene Ontology annotation, cellular component: Hrd1p ubiquitin ligase ERAD-L complex; endoplasmic reticulum membrane. NCBI's taxonomy places the organism in Eukaryota, Euglenozoa, Kinetoplastea, Trypanosomatida, Trypanosomatidae. The transcript has a single exon.